AUAAAGGAAAUCUACAGUAAUUGGAUACUCUUUGCUGACAUAGACGAACGGACUCUUAUUCUUCUACAAAUCCAUCAACAUGAACGCGGUUUGGGGUUACCUUUGCAUUCUGGGAAUGGUCAUGGGGAGCAUUACUGCGGCACAAGAGACUUUGGUGAACCGGGCAGUGUACACUUUCCAGAAUAAGGGCGAUUUCGGGUUUCUAACUUCGAUAGGAAAAGCCAAGUUUGCCGAUUCGGAUCGAUGGAGGGAUAGUCCAACGCAAAAAUGGCGAGUGGUCAAGGGAUAUUUGGGGUCAUCAUACAUGCUGAAGCCUACUUCGGAUGAGAACAUUUCGGUAUUUGUCGACGGAAAUAUGGUUGGAGUGGAGCACUCCGGAUUUGCUUUGUCCAGCUCUCAAUAUUGGACAGUAUGGCAGGCUGACCAAGGAUUUUAUAUCAUCCGUAACUCCCAAACGGACGAGUGCCUAGAAUCUCCAGGGUUAGGGAAACGAGUAAUCACCUCCAGGUGCAGAAAUAUCCGAGAGCAACAAUGGGCAAUGCAUCGUCGCUAAAUAAUCCCGAUUAGUUGAUUGAUGCUAAAUAUGAUAUCUUAAAUAAAGAAAUUACAAUCGUCAUUAUUAUGCUGA
Messenger RNA from Folsomia candida, 628 nucleotides. RefSeq lists its product as uncharacterized. The coding region runs from base 80 to 553 and encodes 157 amino acids. NCBI's taxonomy places the organism in Eukaryota, Metazoa, Arthropoda, Collembola, Entomobryomorpha, Isotomidae. The record is from RefSeq and is a predicted model, not a curated record. The transcript has 5 exons.